Molecule: messenger RNA, 2002 nt
Organism: Chenopodium quinoa (quinoa)
Lineage: Eukaryota; Viridiplantae; Streptophyta; Magnoliopsida; Caryophyllales; Amaranthaceae
Product: OTU domain-containing protein At3g57810-like
Exons: 6
Coding region: 692-1729 (345 amino acids)
Biological process (GO): endoplasmic reticulum unfolded protein response; protein deubiquitination
Cellular component (GO): nucleus; cytosol
Molecular function (GO): cysteine-type deubiquitinase activity
Source: RefSeq, a predicted model, not a curated record
AAACAAUGUGACGAAUCCAACAAGAUUCCAUUUGAAUAUAUUAUCUCUUAUAAAUUAAUGAGAAUAUACAGUUAAAAUUUCAAAGUUUGACCCAAUUAUUUACGAUGGAAAAAAAAAAUUAGAGACGAAGAGAGUACAACGAAAAAAAGCAAAAAUCACAAGAUUACACUAUAUAAAUAAAAAUAAUAGAGAGUGAGAGAUAGCUUAAGAGAUCCUCGAAUCGAUUCUCAUCUCCACGCUUUGUGGCUCUUUAGACAACAAUAGAACCAAAAAAAAAAAAAAAAAAAAAAAACAUUUCAUUGCAAGUCCUAACGGUUUAUUCCACCGAUUAGUAAAGGCGGUGUGGGUUGAAUACUUAUAUGGUUUGUUGAUAACACCAAAAACCAUCCAACCUGUCGCACCUUCUCCAAUAUUACCUUCAUUCGUGUGACACAUUCAACAAUCAAUAACUUGUUCAGCAAUCCGCCAUUGAUGACCUCAUCAUGCUACCUCUGAAAUCUUCUUCUAUCAGCAAAGAUACCCAGAGGUGGAAUGAGAAUCUAAGUACUCAGGGUAAAAAUAGUUACACUUUCAUCUCAUGAGCUGCUCUAUGCUGAUGGUCAGGUGGCAUUCAUUAUGCGGUGUUUCUGGUGUUAAGUACUUAAAGUUGCUCUGGAAUACUUAACUUGAGGAGUGUUAGCAAGGCCUUAGAAUGAUGAUAGUUUGCUCUCCUAUCAAGACUUGCACCAAAAAUGUGCUUCCUAUUAGUGGGUGUUUUCAAAAGCAGACGAGAGGCCAUGUUCAUAAUAUGGGAUCCCCCACUGCAUCCAGUUCAUGCUGUCUCAUUUUGAAACAAGGAAUCUCCAAAAUAAGAUAUUCUCGAAUUUUUGUCUCCAGACAGUCAUUAUGGUUUUCCAAUUGUAGCUUCCGUGCAUUUCAAUGGAUUCAGUGCAAAUCUGGUGUAUCCAGUAAGAAGGGAUCAUGUCCUUUAUUAACGGCUAAAAGUUCAGCAAAUGCUAGAAAUUCUCAAGAGACAUCAAUUGGUUUCUCAUCCUGGCCUCGAGAUGCUAGUGUAAACAUUUUUGUGCCAAAAAGAAGACUGCUGUCUGAUUUCAAAUUAAAAGUUGGACCAUUUUCUUGGUCAAAGGGAUAUGGUGGUGUUGGUUUGAUUUCUGGAUUACUAGUUUGUUAUUCAGCUUCAAAUCCAGUGCAUGCUGAAGCUUCAGAGGAUACAGGAGACAAAAAGGAAUGCACAAAUCCAUCAACUGACCAUGUUUCCCAUGGAAAGAAAGUGUACACCGAUUAUUCUGUCAUAGGAAUACCUGGAGAUGGAAGAUGUUUAUUUCGUUCUGUUGCUCAUGGGGCUUGUUUAAGGCGUGGCAAACCUGCUCCAAAUGAAGGCCUUCAGAAACAAUUAGCUGAUGAGUUGCGGACUAUGGUUGCAGAUGAAUUUAUUAGAAGGCGACAAGAAACUGAGUGGUUUAUUGAAGGUGAUUUUGACACUUAUGUUUCACAAAUACGGAAGCCACAUGUAUGGGGAGGUGAGCCUGAGUUGCUUAUGCUCUCCCAUGUGUUAAGGAUGCCAAUUACAGUUUAUAUGCGUGAUGACAAAUAUAAUGGACUGAUACCCAUAGCUGAGUAUGGCCAGGAAUAUGGCAAAGACAACCCAAUACAAGUUUUAUAUCAUGGUUAUGGUCAUUAUGAUGCAUUACUAAUACCUGGAAAGAAAGGUACCAAACCUAGGUUGUAGCUUCUUUUCUAUCGACGACUACUAAAGCUGCCAAUUGCAAGACCACAGGCAAGAUGAAAUUAUUUGUCUGUCUGUCGUGGAGCCAUUUAGAUUAACAAAAGAUUUCCUGUAUUGACUUGCUGGUGAUGUAGCAUAUGGAGCUUAAGAUGGGUAGAGUUACAAUCUCCAAGCACUGGUCACUGGUGAGAUAUAUUUAUAUAUUCUUCCUUUAUUUGAAUUAAUUUCGACUACAAAGUACUAUAUGAAAAUUGAGAAUAGAAUUUGGUUUUUAAA